This is a messenger RNA of Octopus sinensis (East Asian common octopus), 4935 nucleotides long. Its product is annotated as ubiquitin carboxyl-terminal hydrolase 37-like. Gene Ontology annotation, cellular component: cytosol; nucleus. Lineage: Eukaryota; Metazoa; Mollusca; Cephalopoda; Octopoda; Octopodidae. The record is from RefSeq and is a predicted model, not a curated record. Gene Ontology annotation, molecular function: cysteine-type endopeptidase activity; cysteine-type deubiquitinase activity. The transcript is spliced from 23 exons. Gene Ontology annotation, biological process: protein deubiquitination; G1/S transition of mitotic cell cycle. Bases 252 to 2606 code for a protein of 784 amino acids.
ACCCAGCUAUAACAUUUAAGUUGAUUCGGUCAAACAUCAAACGAUUAAUUUUUAAGAAACGGCUUCUUCUGGAAUUUGCUGAUGGCCUUUUAGUGCAUUUUAAUCCGGAUGAUCAUUUAAUACCAAAAAUCUCUGAUUUCUUUGAAGAAUAUAACAAAAAUAGCAAUGCAGGGAAAACGCCAAUCAACCGAGCAGAAGUUAGUGCUACUACUCCUUUAUCGAACAAGACAUUUAAUGUCUCUGCUGAAAGGAUGACUCGCCAAGCUUACGGUGGUAAAGAAAACUCAAAACUUGAUAAUACAUUGAAAUCCAAAAUGGUACGGAAGAAAGAAGUUAAGCAGUUUGAAGAAGGAACUAAAGAAUCCCCCGUGUGUCUUUCAAAAUCCCCAACUUCACCAACAACCAAUGGGGAUAACUUCCUUGCAUGUGCAAAUGAGAAAAUGCAAAAUAUUUUAUCUCUUGGAAAAAACAAUUUCUAUAACAAGAAUAAAUCUUCAUGUGGAGCUAGUGUAAAACGAGUGCUGGGGAUGAAAAGAUGUGAAACAACACCUGUUAAACGAGCACGGCUUUUGGUGGACUCGUCAACAAAUUCUCAACCACAGAAGGUAGAAAGUCCUCCAGCACCAGCCAUUUACCCCUUGCCAAAACUUGCUUUAAGAGGACUCACCAAUAUGGGCAACACCUGUUAUUUAAAUGCAAUCCUGCAGUCUCUUUUUAGUCUAGAGACUUUUGCCACAGAGUUGUUAUUUAUUAACUGUAAAGUAUCAAAAGUAAACCCCAGUUCUUUGCACAGUACCAUGGCCAAUUUGUUAAUCUCACAGACCAAAAGUGAAUCUGAUGUUAGUAAAGUGACCUUAUUAGGUAAUGUGAGAGAAGCUAUAUCAACCGUUGGUACACAUUUCUUAAGUAAUGACAUGCAGGACGCUCAUGAAUGCUUGAACCAAGUCCUUGACUGUCUGAAAGAAGAAGGGGUCAAGUUGGCCACAAGUACUCCUACAUCUAAUAAUUCCAGUUCCGAUGAUGAUGAUGACCCUAACUGCAGAGAUACUUUCAUUAACCCCACAGUUCAGAACUUCGAAUUUGAUAUCAAUCGCUCUAUUACUUGUAAACGAUGUGGUGUUGUUGUCUCUAAAGUUGAACAGUGUAUAGAUUUAUCGUUGGACAUACCAAAGGGAUGCAAUCCAAGCAUUCAGGAUGCUCUCGACUUAUUCUUUGUCAAAGAAAAUGUGGAAUACCGAUGUGCUAAAUGUAAUCAUGAUAAAUCAGAAGUUUCAAAAUGCAUCAGUAGAUUACCGAGAGUAUUAAUUCUCCAUUUGAAACGCUACACAUACAGUGUCACAGCUUCAUGUAACAGAAAAGUUAUUCAGCAUAUUUCUAUUCCUAAAUAUCUGACGCUGUCAUCACAUUGUUCAGAGACCAUUAUUCCAGCACCUUCUAUUAAUAGCCUUUUCACUAGCCCACCGAAAGCCCGAACAGAAAUGGAGAAAGAUUCAUCACUUUGUAGAAGACUUGAGUACACAGAUUCUGUUAAUUCAGCACAUAAGAGUUCCUUAUUUGAAUCUGCAGAAAAUGCUGAUGAUUUAGGUGUUGUCCCAAUUUCAACAUUGGCACAAGAAUUCUCAAAUAAUAUACAAGAUGAGAACUCAACCAAUCACACUGACAAUAAAGAAUCAACUAAAAGUCAAGAUCUUUCUUUCUUCAAUGAUUUGGAAUUUGGGCAAAAUUCCAAAUUGUUACCAGAUUGCUGCAGUACACCUGAAGAUAAUUCUUCAGAGACAAAACCCGUGGAAAAUGGUGUGAAGUAUUUAAGUAAUGAUGAUCUGUUUAGCUUGAGUGAAGAAGAACGGAUGAGGUUAGCAAUAGAAAACAGCUUACAGUUGAAGACUGAAAUUGAAGAUCACAACACUUCAGCUGUGCAAUGGCAGCCAGAACAACACCAGUCAAUGUUUAACACAGAGUUUGUAAAUGGAGAGAACUCCGUAUUACCAGAGAAUGAAAAUAAUUCUUUGUCUUGUUAUGAUGCAGAAAACAAAGAGAAUCAACAACCUACACAAAACGGCAAGACAGAUUCAAGUUUGAUCCCGGUUCUAGUAAACGGUCCUCAUGAAAAUGGUGAAGUUAGUGGCAAAACCAACGGCAAUAACAUACCUGUUGUGGAUCUUGAGAUUGGCGUUAACCAAGAAGAGGAAGAUCUGAAGAAAGCUAAAGCUAUGAGUCUUUAUGAUUUAAAUAAUGAUGAUGAACUUCAGCCCUCUCCUGCAGAAUUUGGGGUUUCUGUUGAAACAUUGAAACGGUCAAAAGAAGAAAUUGAAAUACUAAAAACUAAUGCUGUGGAAGGUAAUUUACCUCAUUCCUACCAACUCGUCAGCGUUGUUGCACAUAUUGGAAAUACAUCUGUUUCUGGACACUAUUUAAGUGAGGUUUUAGAUUUACAGACCAAUAAAUGGUAUUCCUUUGACGACAAAGAAGUACGGUUAACUAACGAAACUGAAGUACAAAACACUCGUCAGGAUUCUGGUUAUAUAUUUUUCUAUUUAUCAAAAGAAAUUGCAAAUAGUUUACGUUCUCUCUCUUCAAAUAAAGACAGUUGUGUAAAUGGGCAUUAGGGCAUUAAGAUGCCACAAGCAUUACAUCAAAGGGUCAAGAAGAGAACUUAACAGAGCAAAGGAAAAGAAGAAAAAGAGCAUACAGAACAAAUAUAUCAUUCCCCACCUCCCAAAACAGCACCAACUCACGGCUAUAAAAGUACACAGAGGAUAAAUAUAGCUAAAAAGUUGGGGUGAGAUGAUAUCCUUCAUUAUGUUCUGUGUAGAGAUCAAGUAAUUCUUUACAUAUUUUAAAAAACUUUUAUUGGUGAAUAAUUUCCCUAUCAAACUCUUAAACGAUUGACUGAAAAAUUAGUCACUUUCUCUUUUUAAGAUCCGAGUUAGUGAAUGGAUGAAUUGAAAUUUCUCUUUUGCCAUUGUUGGAGCCAUUAUUCUCCUGUUAAACUAAAAGGAAUAUGAUGAAUGCACACACACACACACACACAUAUAUAUAUAUAUACAUGAUCUAUAGAGACACACACACACAUAUAUAUAUAUAUAAUCAAGUGGUUUGAAGAAUCCUUACUUGAAUGUUGAUGCAAAAGAAGAAUCAAUCUUAUAUUUAAAACAUUUGUUGAAUGCAAAAACAAAAAAAAAAAAGCACCAAGCAAGUUGUCAGUUUGUCCCUUAACCAUAUCUGUGAAGAUUUUUUGCAGGUUGUUAAAGCUAAUUUUGUUUUAGUUUAUUUUUUUCUAAAAAAAAAAAAGCAUAUAACAGGUCUCAUAAAAAUUAAUCAUGUCCAUAGAUUAUUGAGAAAUGUUCAGUGACAUUCUUUAUCAAAGAUAAUCUGUAAAUUCAGGUUGUAUUAUGUUAUGUGAGAAAGAUAUCUACAAAGGAUGUAUGUUAAUUAUAUUUUAUGGUUGCAUUUGAAAAUAUAUUCUUUUCAUUAUUUAAAACAAAAGCAAAAAAAAGAAAGUGGAGCGAGCAGUAUUAAAUUUGCCAGUAUUUUUUUCUUCAUUGAAAUUGUAACAAUGUAUAGGGCAAUACAAAGUACCAGUAAUAUGCUGUAGGACAAUUCAAUUGACUAAAUUUCCCCACCUACAAGAGACAAAAGUUAGCCUUCUGCCUGGUAUACACACAGUAGAAAAAUUAGCCCACAGUAAACCAAGAGUAGUUUGAUUUUUGUCAGUAGAAACCAGUUUGCUUUUGCUGCUAAUGACAUUUAGACCAACAUGAACAUAGAAGUUGUUGUUCUCUGGUCUUGUGCCUAAAUACACACUCAUUUUACACAUAUCUUGUGGAUCUCAAUAAUUGUAUGUGCUACUUCAACAGUUGCCUUAAAACAAGUCUUUAUGACUGAGUGUGGCCUUAUAGGGUCUUUACCUACCACCACUAAAUCUAAACUCAUACGUCCAAAGUCUUGGACACUGAUGCCUUAUUUUUUGGGAUGCAUUAAGUGCAGCAUUUGUUAACAUCACAAAACAGUUGUGCUUCUAUUUCUUUAAAAAUAUUUUCUCUCCUUCCUAAUUUAUAUUACAUCAAAAUGUGAAAAGAUAUUGGGUUACAAAUCCAUUUGUUUUGUUCAUUCAUACCGUCUUUUAUUUGGACAGGGCAGUUAAUUCUCCAUUGUUUUUGUUCAAUUAACUGUCUGUGUUUGUAGGGAUAAAUACAUUUCAAUUUUUCUCUCAGCCUGUCCAUAUAUGGUGUUUAACCUGAAUUAAAUAUUUAGCAUUUUCAAACCUUCAGAAUUGAUAAGUCAUUGGAAAUGUGAAAUGAUAGGGAAUAAGUUGUCUUAAAGAACGGCAGGAAUAAAAAUGGCAAAUAUUUGACUACUCCAAUAGUUGGUAAUGCUUAGUCUCACCAUUCCAUACACUCUUGUUGUCCAGUGUUAAAAAAAUUUGACCAUUUUUAUUUCUCAUGUAUUUAAGAUUGUUUUUUUUAUAGAUGUACCUAUCAUUAAAUAUCUACAAAUUUGGCUUGUUACCAAGACUUUCACAAGCUACACUACACUUCAGGCUCUCUUAAAAAUUCAUUUUGAUCAAGCAAUAUAGUUUCCAGUAGAUUUGUACGAAAUUUAAUUAAAAUAUUUUUGUUAUAUAUACAUAUAUAUGACUUAACAUAUUUUAUUUAUAAUUAUAUGAAUUGUGUUGAUUGGGUAAAUUUGUUUCCUUUUCAAUAAGCUUAAGUGAUUUUGUUUGGUAAUAAAGAAAUAAAAAAGACACAAACACCAUCGUAUGGAUAUACUUGUUAUUUAACCGUUUUGUUUAUUAGGUGUGUGGAGGAGAAACAAAUGACAGCCUUGAAUGGAUUGUUCUCAUUAUUGCCUUACUAGAAAAACUUCAAUUUUCUGAAGAAAAAUACAGUUGGAAAUUUUAUCCAAAAUUUAAUAAAUUUUAAAAACAAGCUAAAA